AUGGGUGCCCACGCUCCCGUCUCGUCGACCACUGUCUCCGUGGUUGAGAUAAAUAAAACGCCCCUUGCCUCUUCCAACCCACCACCACCUCCCUCGCAGAAGCCCACAUUCCUGCCGUCUUCGCCGGUGCCUUCACCGACUCUCCUGGAAUCGAGCCCAUCAUCGUCACCCUUCCCCUCACCUUCGUCAGAGAAAGAGAAAGCUGGCCUAGCGGGCGGCCCAAGCCACCCUGUCUCAGUCUCGAUUACCCCUUUUCCAGCACCACUAAGCCCCACCAAGCAGUAUACCCUUUCCCAUUCCCACUCGCACUCGUCUAACACGUCAACCGCUGUUGGAAGACAGUCGAGAGGCGUCAUGGCCCCCUUUGCCAACAUGUCGCACCCCAUGCGCACGAACCUCGUGUUUGGGAUAGGCGAGUUUGUGGGAACUUUCCUGUUCUUGUUCUUUGCCUUUGCUGCGACGCAGGUGGCCAACACGGCUCCGGCCAAUGCUGGAGGACUACCCUCGACGAGCAACUUGCUGUACAUCUCGCUGGCGUUUGGAUUCAGUUUGAUGGUCAACGUCUGGGCGUUCUUCCGUGUUACUGGUGGUGCUUUCAAUCCUGCUGUCACGCUAGCACUUGUCAUGGUCGGCGGUUUCCCCAUCGCUCGUGCUGCCAUUGUCAUUGUUGCUCAGAUCCUGGGCGCCACUGCGGCUGCCGGGUUGGUUCAAGUGAUGUUCCCCGGCCCCUUGGCUGUCGAGACCACCCUGGGCGGCGGAGCGACUGCUGUUCAGGGCUUCUUCAUUGAGCUGUUCUUGACAUGCGAGUUGGUCUUUGUCAUCUUGAUGAUGGCGGUUGAGAAGCACAGCGCGACGGUAUCGGCUCCGGUAGCCAUUGGCUUGGCUUUGUUCCUGGCCCACUUAGUCGGCGUCUACUUUACCGGCGCCAGUCUCAACCCUGCCCGUUCCAUCGGCCCGGCCAUUGUCAACCGCCACUUUCCCACACACCACUGGAUCUACUGGCUGGGCCCCGCGCUCGGUGCUCUCCUGGCUUGCGGGUUCUACAAGCUGUUGCAUGCCCUCAAGUACAACGACGUCAACCCGGGUGCGGAUGACUUUGGUCAGGCCGAUCUCGAGGCGGGUGCUCGCGAUCAGGAUGGAUUGAAGCACAGUCCUACCGCUACGCGACCCAGCGCUAAUGGCGAGACGGCCGCGCUCAAUAACCAGCCUGCUCAGGUACCAAGGGAGUUGUGA
Sordaria macrospora k-hell is the source of this 1233-nucleotide messenger RNA. RefSeq lists its product as uncharacterized. Gene Ontology annotation, biological process: water transport; transmembrane transport. Gene Ontology annotation, cellular component: plasma membrane. The record is from RefSeq and is a predicted model, not a curated record. Gene Ontology annotation, molecular function: water channel activity. Lineage: Eukaryota; Fungi; Ascomycota; Sordariomycetes; Sordariales; Sordariaceae.